CAGGCUAAUUUCUGACCACUAAACUGUGGUUGUCCAGCCCCCCUUAUCUAUUAUACCCCCUAACACGCUCCCGCCAAGGGCUCAGAGGGAGGGAAGGGGGAAGAGUCUUUCAUGCACCAGCCAGUUCCAGGGAGCAACUUCCAGCUUCCCCUGGUGCUGCCAUCCCCUCUCAAACUUGCAUUUCUUGGAUUGCUGCUGUUCAUAUCUUGUAUGUUUGGCAAGGUUCAUCUGAGAUAUGGGGCUUCAAGUGAUUCACAUUCUAUCAAAUGCUCAGAACUUGAGCACCGAAUUAUUCAAUUUGCAGACAAGUUGCAGGCAAACUGUCCGAGUGCCUCAAGGAAGUUUAGGACAUCAGUGAUGAGGUCUUCUUGUUUGACAUCUACCUCUAGAAUAGGCGGGCUACCAAGUCUAAUGACGAAAUUGGAACAAAGGUUCUUUCUUUCAGUUGCAAAUGGUGAUCGUGUCAUGACAGACAAUGGUAAAAAUGAGUUUAAUAUUGCUAAUACAUCAGAUUCAGAUGAACAAUCCUCUGCCACAGAUCUCCCACUCGCGGAUUCUUUGGAAGGGGGUGAUGAAAUUCAAUCUAAAGCUGAAGGAGGUUCAGUACCCAAGCUCUCUGAUGUUAAUAAUGGGUCGAUAGCUUCCAUAAACUCUAAAGAAGAAUCACCUUCAUCUAAUCAAACGCCAGCCAUCAAACGAUCUCCAUUAACCGCAAGAGAGAGACUUAGGGCAGCUCGGGUCCUUAGGCGUUAUACAGAGUCCAAGGCAUCCAAGCCAGAGCUAGGAAGCAAACUGCUUGAUGCUCUUAAAGAAAGUGACAAAGGAAAAAGAUCUGGCCUUCCUGAAGCCCCUACAAAUUUAUUUGAUGACAGCAAAAGAGGGAUGCCAAAACCAGGAUGGACGUUUGAGUUUCCUGGGGGAUUUGAUGUGUUUGUAAUUGUCUUUUCAUUUGUGUUCAUCAGCACGGUGAUGUUUGCAACAACAUAUAUUGUGUGGAAACUUGGUGGCAUUCAUUUUAAUGAAUACUAACAAUGUUACGGGAAUCUUUUGCUUGGCUUGGAUAUCCACAUCCACACUUCCACACAUCAAUGGGAAUGAAAGUCAUCACAGUUUAGGCACUGCCAUCGCUUCUUGCUCAUGGCUCUAGAUCUGUUUCUUGUAGCAAUACAUGACUAUACAGAAUUCAGCUUGACCAGCAAUAGUAUGUAGUAAUUUUUACCUAAAUAUUUUUCAGAUGGUAUACUUCUUAAUGAGAUGAAAAAGCUUAUGCGAGCUACAUUGUAAUGCU
This is a messenger RNA of Coffea eugenioides, 1288 nucleotides long. RefSeq lists its product as uncharacterized. The record is from RefSeq and is a predicted model, not a curated record. The transcript has 3 exons. The coding region runs from base 112 to 1029 and encodes 305 amino acids. NCBI's taxonomy places the organism in Eukaryota, Viridiplantae, Streptophyta, Magnoliopsida, Gentianales, Rubiaceae. Gene Ontology annotation, cellular component: chloroplast thylakoid membrane.